Messenger RNA from Vidua chalybeata, 2099 nucleotides. It is a transcript of the gene PLSCR1, whose product is annotated as phospholipid scramblase 1. Gene Ontology annotation, biological process: plasma membrane phospholipid scrambling. NCBI's taxonomy places the organism in Eukaryota, Metazoa, Chordata, Aves, Passeriformes, Viduidae. Gene Ontology annotation, molecular function: phospholipid scramblase activity. The record is from RefSeq and is a predicted model, not a curated record. Gene Ontology annotation, cellular component: plasma membrane.
CGGCGGGACUCAGGCGCAGCGGAGCGUCCUUACCGAGCGGGGUUCCUUGCAGGCGCUCCUGUCAGUUUUAUGUUUGGACCUCCUGACUGUUUUGGAUCUGUCUGUAAUAGCAGUUGCUGCUGUUCAGUUGCUGCUGUUUUGCUUCACUCAUUACCCCAGAGAAAGAGAUAACUCUCAAGGUUUAAGCCAGCAUCAAGCUACAAGCAGAUCUAUGACAAUGCAAGGACCUCAACCUGCCACAGCACCUGGAAUGCCCUAUGGCUCCCCUCAGCAGAUCCCUGGGACUUACCAAGGUGCAGGGAACUAUGGAUUCCAGGCACAGCCCAUGGGGUUCCCAGGUGGAUUUGUCCCUCCACCUGUGCAGAACCAGCCCGCCACGGAUGGGACAAUCUGGAUGCCUAUCCCUCCUUCUAUUCCCAACUGCCCUCCUGGACUGGAGUACCUCACACAGAUUGACCAGAUAUUAAUUCAUCAACAACUUGAACUUCUUGAGAUUGUGACUGGCUUUGAAGAAAACAACAAAUACGAACUGAAGAACGCACUGGGACAAAGGGUGUACUUUGCAGCAGAGGACACUGACUGCCUGACCAGGAACUGCUGUGGGCCAUCACGGCCCUUCACCAUCAAGAUUAUUGACAACCUGGGCCGUGAGGUGAUAGCGCUGCACAGACCUCUCCGAUGUGGCUCCUGCUGCUGCCCCUGCUGUUUGCAGGAGCUGGAAGUCCAGGCGCCUCCAGGAACAACAGUUGGUUAUGUUGUCCAGAACUGGCAUGUCUGCCUGCCAAAGUUUACCAUUCAAGAUGAGAAAAGAAAGGAUAUUCUAAAAAUUACUGGCCCAUGUGUUGUGUGCCGGUGUUGUGAGGACAUUCAUUUUGAGGUGAAGUCUCUGGAUGAGACUUGUCCUGUUGGGAAGAUUUCUAAGCAGUGGACUGGUCUUGUGCGGGAAUUGUUUACGGAUACAGAUAACUUUGGAAUCUCAUUCCCAAUGGACCUUGAUGUGAAAAUGAAAGCUGUCAUGAUUGGUGCUUGCUUCCUUAUCGACUUCAUGUUUUUUGAGCAUACUAAUAAGCAUCAGCGAGCAGGAGUUUGGUAAUGAAAUCUAGAUAUUCUCUAUGGAAGAAGAACAUGGAUCUCCCAACUUUCCAAUGAAUUGCAGACCUCCAGUAAGAAUAUGAGAAAUGUAAAUGUUAUAGUUACAUUUCUGUAAGCUAAAAGCUUUAUGGUCUUUUCUAUUAUUUGUUUAAUCUGGUGAAAUAAUUUGUAGUAUUCAAAUAAGUACUAUUUAUCUGUUCAAUAAUAUAAUUUCAAUCAAUAAUAUCAUUUUGAGAAAUUUAUAGCAACCUUUUUUUUUCCAAGAACUCUGUAAUUUUGAAGUAACUAGUUAUAGUAGUUAUAAAUAACUACAAUAAUAAUACUUUAAAAAAGAGGACUACUUCUAUAUUCAAUAUUAAUAAUAACCUAAGCCUAAUAAGGAGACACUGAUGUUUUACUGGGUAUUCUUCUUUGUUAGUUUUGCCUUAUUGUUCACAUUCUGUUGUUUCCAUCUUCUUAUCAAAUACAUCAAAUACAUACAUUCAGAGCAAACUAAUGCAUUUGAACAGAACAAUCUGAAAUGAGUGUAAAAUGUUGUUACUCUGGUGUGCUGGGUCUGUGUGAGCUGCAGUUCAUUUCCUCCAGCAGCCCUCACAGAGCUGUGCUUUGCACUGGGAGCAGAAGGUGCUGCUAACCCAGCUGUGUUUUGGUGCAGCUGAGCAGUGCUGGCCCAGCAGCAGCGCUGUCUCUCCAGCAUCCCACCUGCUUGAUUUGGCUGAGGGGGCAAGGUCCUGGCAGGGGACACAACCAGGCCAGCUGACCCAAAGGGACAUUCCAUACCAUGUGACAUCAGCUCGGAUAUCUAGAUAAGCAAAGGAGGAGGAAGGUGUUGCAUUCAGUUUUACAGUGUUUACCUUCCCAAACAAUCACUUCCAUGCUGAAGCCCGGCUUCCCAAGAAGUGUCUGGGCAUUGCCUGCUGAUGGGAAGUGCAGAAUAAAAUUUCUCUUUUUUUUUUUACUUUGUGCACACACAAAGUUUUGCUUUUUGUUUUAGUAAACUGCUUUUU